This is a messenger RNA of Trichosporon asahii var. asahii CBS 2479, 180 nucleotides long. RefSeq lists its product as uncharacterized. The transcript has a single exon. Lineage: Eukaryota; Fungi; Basidiomycota; Tremellomycetes; Trichosporonales; Trichosporonaceae. The record is from RefSeq and is a predicted model, not a curated record. The coding region runs from base 1 to 180 and encodes 59 amino acids.
AUGCCCAUCACCGUUGUCGCCAAGUGCAAGGCCGUUUCUGCCGAGGCUGCCGAGAAGAUUGCCGCCGCCCUCACCGCCGAGGGAGCCAAGUUUGCCCAGGACGGCAUCGACUUCACCGUCACCCGUGUCUUUGCCGACGCCGACGCUGUCAAGGGUAAGAUAACGAUGAGGGCCCACUAA